Molecule: messenger RNA, 783 nt
Organism: Symbiodinium sp. CCMP2592
Lineage: Eukaryota; Dinophyceae; Suessiales; Symbiodiniaceae
Source: the annotation of a GenBank genome assembly
AUGUGUGAGCUGAUAGCGGAGAUCGAAGCCUCGGAGAAGAUCCGCGUCGUUAUAGCAGGCAUUGGCAUCUCCUCCCGGACCAUGGGCACUGCCCACGCAGCCUCCGACUACGACAUCAAGUGCAUAUUCGUCCAGCCCAGAAGCAGCUAUUUCGGUCUCAAGUCUUCUGCCACGACCUUCAAACAUCACUUCGCAGCAGCAGUCGGUGGCCUUGAUGUAGAGAUCUCCGGCUGGGAGGCACGGCACGCGCUGCAGCUGCUGUCCGAAGAUAACCCGACAGUGCUGGGAUUGCUGCUCUCCCCCGUGAUUUACAUCGGGGAGGAAUGGCGAAGUCGCCUUCGCGAAGUGGCGGAGAAGACAUGCAACAGGCAGCGCUUGAUGCACCACUGGUACAACCACGCGCGGCGUAACUACCAGAGCUACAUUCUCAACAGCGACACGCCUCUGCGAAAAAGAUACGUCCAUGUCUUGCGGCCCUUGUUGAGUAUCGCUUGGCAGAACAAGCAUGGAACAGCCAGCUUCCCGCCAGCGACCAUCCCGGAGCUGCUCGAGCAGGUCGAAGCAUUGGGAGGUUUCUCUGCGGAAGAGGUGGCGACGGUCAAGACACUGAUUGAGCGCUUGGAGGAGCUGCCCGAAGCUCUGCCGCGAGAGCCCAGUCUCGACGCCUUGCUGGCGAGGCUUCUGGAAAGCGAGCGUCCGGUGGGCACAAAACCGCCGGUGCCAACCAGCGAUGUAUGGCAUAAUCUUUGUGUGGAGCUGAUCAACGCAGAAGCACCGUGGUAG